AAACUAUUUUGGCAUGAAGAUGGAGUGAGAGAAUUGUAGCCAGUUUGCAAGUUGUAGGAAAUUAAUGGGCAGCUCUUCUAUUUAUGAGUUGAAAAUCAAUAGAAUUGGGUUGCUGUUGCAGUACUGUUUUCUAUGGCUAAUGUUUGUUGUUCCAUUGAAAUGGAGCCUAGAACUUUGAAUCAAGGCCAACUCAACCAUGCUAGGGAAAUGGCUGCAGAUGUAGCUCAGAAGAUGGACCCAAAGGAAGCUUCAGCCAGUUUCAUUGAGGGAAUUGGAUUGAUGACUUCAGGUGGUGAAAUAAAGGAAGUGGUGACUGAGCUGACACUGACAGAUGAUGAAGAAAAAGAAGUUGGAGCUCAAAACAUUGUGGAAAGACCUUGUCAAUGUUCAUGCAAAAUUAACAACAUUGAAUCUCCAGAUCCCGACUUUAGUGUUAAGGAAGGAGCCUGUUAAUGCUCCUUUUUUUUUUUUUUUAAUCUCUAUUCCCUUUGUAAAUAUACUACUAUUGUUUCUCAUUCUGGGGUUAAUUAGUAAUAAAACAAUACAGGUCUCAGGCCUGUUAUAUUUGGACUCUUAA
This is a messenger RNA of Gossypium raimondii (Peruvian cotton), 577 nucleotides long. RefSeq lists its product as uncharacterized. NCBI's taxonomy places the organism in Eukaryota, Viridiplantae, Streptophyta, Magnoliopsida, Malvales, Malvaceae. The record is from RefSeq and is a predicted model, not a curated record. The transcript is spliced from 3 exons. The coding region runs from base 133 to 453 and encodes 106 amino acids.